This is a messenger RNA of Actinia tenebrosa (Australian red waratah sea anemone), 3299 nucleotides long. Its product is annotated as meckelin. Gene Ontology annotation, cellular component: ciliary transition zone; MKS complex. Gene Ontology annotation, biological process: cilium assembly. Lineage: Eukaryota; Metazoa; Cnidaria; Anthozoa; Actiniaria; Actiniidae. The record is from RefSeq and is a predicted model, not a curated record.
AUGGCGGGACUCACGGUUUUUGUUUUGUUCUUGACAACCUGGAUUUUCCAAGCGUAURCUUUCAAAAUUCCUUAUUCAGACCCCAGUACGUGUACCUCGAGUCAAUAUUUCAGGUUUUCUUCCCUAGAAUGUGUUGAAUGUGGGUCAGGAAAGACACGUAGCGACGAUGGUUUGUCAUGUUUGUGCAUCCCUGGUUACAAGAUUACAGAAGACAACGGUGGACCUGACUUGAAGUGUGAAUCCUGCUAUGACAGUGGGAGUAAUAUUAACAAGACUACGUCUUUAGAUGGGUGGUCUUGUGUAUCGUGUCCUCUUAUUGUCGGUUUUGACCCCAGUAAUAAUAAAUGCUUCGAUUGUUCGUCCGGUUCUGUGCCUAUCGACAGAAAUUUAGAUGGAAGCAAGCUUGGUCAAAGAGCUUGUAUUACUUGCUUACAAGACACAAGUCCGGUGACGGACGGUGGUUCUUGCAGGCGUUGUCAUUCGAGUUUCUUGCAARCUAAUGCAUCUAGAAGUGUCUGUGAUUGUCCAAGCGAUUCCUACCAGGUCACUGGAGGUGUCUGUCUGUCCAAGUCAAARCUUGUCACUGAAAAAGGCAGUGAGUUAUACACGGUAACCUAUGACRACGACAAAAAGAUUGUUUCCUCAUUUUUCAAGGAGAAUUUCCAAGCUGCACAGGUCCUCUGUAAAGACUAUCAAAAUUUUACUGCAUGUCAACUUCUGGGAAAUUUGUGCGUUUUGCUGGAUUACACCAGAGAUCUUGCACAAUCAAAAACCCAAUCAGAUGCCUGUAAAGUGUACAUAGAUAUCUCAGCYAAUAAGGAGAAGGUUAAUGGGAACCCUGACUGGCCUAUCAAUAUGCCGUGGUUAUACUUUGCAGAAAGGGACCAAGACGCUGUGGAUACCCUUGACAGGAGAGACAUCAAAACUAGGUUUACAGCCAAUGGCAGAUUGACUUUUACUCUUGCUAUAUUCACCUUAAAUGGUAGUUUCAYUGGGYUUGAGAAUGACACUUCAAGACUCCAAAUCUGUCAAGACAGGGAGACAAAGAUGGAUGCYRCAAGUAAGUUUGCAACAACUUUCAUCUCAUCCUGCUCUGUUCCAGUCAGCAAACUUCUAUCCAUGCCGAUGUAUUUCUACGACAUGUACAUUCUCUUGGACAACAAAGAACUGUAUGCCCUCCCUGUUCUCCUUCAGAAUUACAUAUUUAAGAAUGAACCUGUGAACACCAAAAGUGACCGAACCAACUGGCAGUUGACAAGGAGAUUUUUCCUGGUAGAGAAUCUUGUAGGACGGACAUCAGCUAAUGAGAAAGUUACUAUGAUUAGGUAUGCGAAAGAGAUUGAAGUCAUUAUACGAUUAAGAUCAUCUAAUGGAGAAAUCCAUCCACCGUACCUCAAGAUAACCUAUGACUCRAUCGAUGUGUCAAAUGCAGCUGAAGUUGCCAAGUCCAGUAAGUCUGUGUCAUACAAAGUCACAUAUGAGAUGAAUGAUUCUGAAAUAAAGGAUGAUACAAUGACUGCAAUUGGAUGUCUAUCAGGAUUGGGUGCCAUACUUGCYCUCAUCAAAGUUCUUGGUUGGCGGCGCCGUUAUGGAACUGAGAAUAUAGACUGCCCUACCCUGUUGAAGUGGAUUCUGUACUCAUUUGGAUCCUUGUCUACCAUGUACUUUUKGAUAAUCACGGGCCUCUCCAUACAGUGGCUCAUUUUCUUUAAACAACAAGACAUUGUUUACCGAUUCCUUCCAAAUGAGAGUCAAGGAAGACUAUUCCGUGAUUUACUCAUUGUUGCUUUUGUGUUCAAGUUAGUUGAUGUGGUCCAUUUGAUAGUGGUACAGAUAUCUAUUGAUAUAUUCUUCGUUGAUUGGGAGAGGCCAAGAGGUAGAAUAACCCAGCCUAGCCAAGGGGGUGAAAAUGCACCCAUGGACGCACCCAUUAGCAUCUGGAGGACAUUAUUUGUUGCAAAUGAAUGGAACGAGAUUCAAACAAUGAGAAAAAUUAGCCCUGAAUUGCAGAUCUUCGCCACACUGUUCUUCCUCAAAGUAGCUGGCUUUGAGCACCUCGCUACUACAGACCCCAUAAGUCGUUUUAAAGUGGAUCCUACGACUGAGUACAUUGGAGAGUACAGCCCUAUUCUUAGGUUUGCAGUCUUAACCAUGGUAUAUUUGUGCAUAGAGUGUGUACAGUGGUUUUACUUUGCUUUUAUUUACGAGAGGUUUGUUGGCGAUGCUUUGGGAGACUUUGUAGACCUGUGCUCUAUGGCAAAUGUCAGCAUUUUUAUCAUGGAGAACACCCUCUUUGGAUACUACAUCCAUGGCCGAUCGGUACAUGGUCGUGCAGAUACCAACAUGAAGGAGAUUAACGAGCAGAUUAAGAGAGAAGAGGAGGACUUGUGUGGCAAGCGAGGGUURGAGCCUAAUUCUGAUCACCAGACGUUUGAAGCAGGGUUACCUCAUAAGUUUCGCCAGCAGUACAAUCAGGUUGUGGAGCCACUACGGCACAGGGACCAGCAAGCACAGAGAAGAAACCUUCCAUCAUCUGCACCAGGUGCGACAGGUAGUCUUCCCAUAGCAGUAGAGCGCAGUAUUCAAGCUUACAUGGCAAUGAACAGAUUUCUAUCUGGAUUCAUCGACCACUCGCUCCGUGAUCUGGACUAUCUGGUCUACGACAAGCUUCUCUUUGAAAGAAUCUUCAACAUAGAGGUAAGGGAACAGCCAGUCGAUAAAGCCAUCUUCUACAAGGACGACGGAAAGUCUUUCAAUUCUGUGCUAUUUUAUGGUAACGAAUGGACGCUGAUGUUGUUUGAUUUGCUCUUCUUUGGUAUUGUUGACUAUAUCUCUACGAACUAUGUGUUAGCUGGGGUGCUGACUUACUUUAUUAGUAAGAUAUUAGUCAUUGUAAGGGACAGCUUUGGUAGGAAGAACCUCGCUAGAAAGACAAUGGUAGAUCAAAGGUUCCUUAUUUAAUUCCGUUCUACAUAUACAACGAUACUUUUUCACUCAUAAGUCCCCCCCCGGGGUAAGAUGUUGACUCGACUGCUUCUUAACCUUUCAUUGUACAUAAAAACAUGUUUUACUAUCAUGCAAACUUUAUAGAACGUUGUUAAGAUAAUAUAAAGUUUAUUUAAUUAAUAGUGUAUUUAUCUAUUUAAUAAUAAUAUCAAUAACAACAACACUUAAUUGAGUUGUAAUGGAGUCAUUUCACUCAAGUAAAACUAUCUAAGUUUUACUAACCUCUCUUACCAUAACUAGGCUCUUCAUGCCUAUCAUGUUUUUUCUUAAACCCCGUUUACACUGGCGAUUUU